Molecule: messenger RNA, 7901 nt
Organism: Bombina bombina (fire-bellied toad)
Lineage: Eukaryota; Metazoa; Chordata; Amphibia; Anura; Bombinatoridae
Gene: DDR2
Product: discoidin domain receptor tyrosine kinase 2
Exons: 17
Coding region: 558-3149 (863 amino acids)
Biological process (GO): cell surface receptor protein tyrosine kinase signaling pathway; positive regulation of kinase activity; multicellular organism development
Cellular component (GO): membrane; signaling receptor complex
Molecular function (GO): collagen binding; ATP binding; protein tyrosine kinase collagen receptor activity
Source: RefSeq, a predicted model, not a curated record
CAGACAUUUCCACUGAAAACAGAAGCUGCGCGUUCUUCUACUUGGUAUUUUUGUUUAAUUUUAUUUUAUAUUUUCUUGAAGAAAACAAUAAAAUAUUUUGAUCAUAGAUUCUAAAUAGAUUUUGUUGUAAUGGAAAACUUACUAAGGAAACUUAUCCACUUUAGAAAAAAAAAUGUUCUAUUCAGAAAUUUCAGAGCUGGAUUGAAUUAAAGAUAUGCUUUUGCAGCUAGAAAAAAAAAAUAAAAAAAGAGAUUUUAUUUUAUUUUUUUGCAAGAUGCUAAUGGAAUAAUUUACAUCAAUGCUAUUUUUUACUUAAGAACUUCUGGAGCUGAAACAAGUAUUGUUUAUAGGACAAAGAAAAAAAAGUUUGGGGAUUAAAAAAAAGAGAAAUUACAAGGAAAUUUGAAAAGAAGGAGGCUGGUACAGUGAAGAAGAGGUGUUUGCAUGGAAUAAAAGAGAAGAAGUUUUGAUAAGUGGAUUACAAGAGCUACAGACGCGUUUCACUUAAGAAACUCUUCAACAGAAACGUUUAAACAGCCUCAUAGAUAGGAAAAAAAAUGUUUUCAAGAAACAAAAUUCCCCUCGUCUUGUCCUUAUUUCUACAAAUUUUGAGUUGUGUGGAAUCACAGGUCAAUCCAGCUGUGUGCCGGUACCCUUUGGGGAUGACAGGAGGGCAGAUCCCAGAUGAAGAUAUUACUGCAUCAAGUCAGUGGUCAGAAUCCACAGCAGCCAAAUAUGGAAGGCUGGAUUCAGAAGGAGGGGAUGGUGCAUGGUGUCCAGAAAUUCCAGUAGACCCAGAAGAACUAACAGAGUUCCUACAAAUUGACCUACGUGUUCUACACUUCAUAACAUUGGUAGGCACCCAAGGUCGUCAUGCUGGAGGGCACGGCAACGAAUUUGCCCAGAUGUUUAAAAUCAAUUACAGUCGAGAUGGUACUCGUUGGAUCUCCUGGAAAAAUCGACAUGGGGGACAGGUCCUUGAUGGGAACGUCAAUCCGUAUGACAUUGUUUUAAAAGACCUGGAACCACCAAUAGUAGCCAGAUUUCUACGCUUUAUCCCAGUGACCGAUCACUACAUGAAUGUUUGUCUUAGGGUGGAGUUGUAUGGCUGUGUCUGGUUAGAUGGAUUGGUCUCUUACAAUGGUCCAUCAGGUCAGCAAUUUACCUUGCCCGAAGGGCAGUUCAUUUACUUGAAUGAUACCAUCUAUGAUGGGGCAGUUGGCUAUAGUAUGACAGAAGGUCUUGGUCAGUUAACGGACGGUGUCUCUGGGUUGGACGACUUCACAUUGACCCAUGAGUACCAUAUGUGGCCGGGUUAUGAUUACGUAGGAUGGAGUAACGAAAGCUUCCCAAAUGGCUACGUUGAAAUCAUGUUUGAAUUUGACCGGAUAAGAAAUUUCACCACCAUGAAGGUUCACUGCAACAACAUGUUUGCAAAGGGAGUAAAGAUCUUUAAGGAGGUUCAGUGUUUCUUCCGUUCUGAGGCCAACGAGUGGGAAGCAAACUCAGUCUCCUCCAUUUUGAUUUUGGAUGAUGUCAACCCCAGUGCUCGCUUUGUAACUGUGCAACUUCACAAUCGAAUGGCACGCGCCAUCAAGUGCCAGUAUUACUUUGCUGAUACGUGGAUGAUGUUUAGUGAGAUCACCUUUCAGUCUGAUGCUGCUAUGUACAACAAUUCAAUGAGUCCUCCACAGUCAGCUAGUGUCCCAACCACAUAUGAUCCCACUCUUAAGGUAGAUGACAGUAAUACACGUAUACUGAUUGGCUGUUUAGUUGCCAUCAUUUUCAUUCUUGUGGCAAUCAUUGUUAUAAUACUUUGGAGACAAUUUUGGCAGAAGAUGCUUGAGAAGGCAUCACGGAGGAUGUUAGAUGAGGAGCUGACGGUAAGCCUCUCCCUUCCCAGCGACUCGAGCAUGUACAACACCAACCGACGGCAUGAUUCUGUCUCAGCUAGCGAGCAAGAAUCUAAUUCCACAUAUGAAAGAAUAUUUCCCCUAGGUCCAGAUUACCAGGAGCCUACACGACUCAUAAGAAAACUUCCUGAAUUCACAACUCAAGCAGUAGGAGAAGAAGAAGCUGGUGGAAGUUCUGCUGGAAAAUCAGCUUUGCCUACUGGUGCUGAUGGAGUUCCACAUUAUGCUGAGGCAGAUAUAGUGAAUUUACAGGGUGUGACGGGUGGUAACACAUACUCUGUCCCUGCCAUCACCAUGGAUCUUCUGUCUGGUAAAGAGGUAGCAGUAGAAGAAUUUCCCAUGAAGUACCUCAACUUCAAAGAAAAACUUGGAGAAGGACAGUUUGGAGAGGUACAUCUUUGUGAGGCAGAAAAAAUGGAAGAUUUCUUGGACAAAGAUGUGAUUUUGGAGACCACUGGAGGUCAGCCAACCUUAGUGGCUGUGAAAAUGCUACGGGCAGAUGCCAAUAAAAAUGCCAGAAAUGAUUUUCUUAAAGAAAUUAAAAUAAUGUCCAGAUUAAAGGAUCCCAAUAUUAUCCGACUCUUGGCCGUGUGUAUUGCAGAAGAUCCACUGUGCAUGAUAACAGAAUAUAUGGAGAAUGGAGACCUUAAUCAGUUUCUUUCUCGACACCAUCCAGAAGGAACAAGUAGCACACCCACCAUCAGAUACUCAGACCUUAGACACAUGGCUAUGCAGAUUGCUUCUGGGAUGAAGUAUCUCUCCUCUCUGAAUUUUGUACACCGAGACCUUGCAACAAGGAAUUGUUUGGUGGGCAGAAAUUAUACCAUUAAAAUAGCAGACUUUGGCAUGAGCCGUAACCUGUAUAGUGGUGAUUAUUAUCGAAUUCAGGGGAGGGCUGUGCUACCCAUCCGUUGGAUGUCUUGGGAAAGCAUCCUAUUGGGAAAAUUCACAACAGCCAGUGAUGUCUGGGCUUUUGCAGUUACUCUUUGGGAGACGUUUACUUUCUGUCGAGAGCAGCCUUACAGUGAGAUGUCAGAUGAGCAAGUCAUCGAAAACACAGGAGAAUUCUUCAGAGAUCAAGGGAAACAGGUUUACCUCCCUCAGCCAGGCAUCUGCCCAGACAAGGUCUAUAAAAUUAUGCUGAGCUGUUGGAGACGAGAAACCAAAGAUCGCCCCAACUUCCAUGAAAUCUACCAACGCCUGCAGUCGGAUCACACUUUAGAGGAACAGUCUUAAAUGAGAUGGCCAAAAAGUCAACUCAUAUAAGUCUAAAUGAACUUGUCAAAAAUAUCCAAUUUAUCUUCAAGCUAGCAGACCACCAAACCAAGAAUGACUUUUGGGAAUCUUUUCCAUUAUGUUUUCUGUAUUUUAAUCUGUUUUUCACUAAGUGUUUCAGUUGUGCCUCAAGUCAACAGAAAUCUCCACUGAGCAAAUGUAUAUUGGGGUACUACAUCUAUUUUCUUCACAACAGUGUUAUCUGUAUAUCUUUCUUAGCUAACCACCAAAUACUUCACAAUACAACAUGUAUUUAGUAGGGGUAUGCAUUCAUACUAUUUGUUAUAAAAUGAAUGCUGAAUAUGGCCGUCGCCAGUGGCAUUCAACUAUUUUCUUUUUGCGAAACUGCAACACCCUAAGGUAUGUGCAAAUUCAGAUCUUCACAAGAACAAAUCUGGCUCCAAAAAUAGCUGAAUGUUGCUGGCGGCAGUCAUAUUUGGCAUUCAUUUUAUAACAAAUAGUACAAAUGCACAUCUCUAGUAUUUAGGGAGGAUAAUCUAAUACUCAUAAAGCCAUAAAUCUACUCUACAAGAAUAAAGUUUUUGAAGGACUAUAUAAAAUAUUUUUCAUGUUGCUUUUUUCACCUUCCUUUAGUGCAAAAUGCUUAGACUAUAUUGCCAAUAAAUAAUGGAUUAGGAAUUAGAUCUGUCUUCCUCAAGGUUAAAGAAAAUAGUUAUGAUAAAGUCUAAAGGGCCGAUUUAACAAGGGCCGAAUAGCCCCUGAUCCCCCUGUUUCCGCGUGAGCCUUCAGGCUCGCCGGAAACAGCAGUUAAGAAGCAGCGUUCUUAAAAUCGCUGUUCCUUAACUCAUCCGCCACAACAGCAAUCAUCCCGAUCAUAUACGAUCAGAAUGAUUGACACCCCCUGCUAGCGGCCAUCGCAGGGGGUGGCAAUGCACAAGCAGUUCACCAGAACUGCUUUUGCAAUGUUAAAUGCCAACAGCGUAUGCUGUCGGCAUUCAGCGAUGUCAGGAGGACAUGUCCGGUACAGCGAAUAAUGUCCGUCCGACUGUUGAUAAAUCGGCCCCUAAAAGUCAUUGAGGGCAUCUCACAAGUUCACAAGCAGGUGAAGCUUAAUUCACAGAUGCACAUAAAAAAAAUAUGUAGAGCAGUGAGCGACAAAUAGUUUCUCCCAAAUAGCUGGAUAUAAUCUGACCAUUUGACAAACCAAAUAAUUCAAAUUGACAAUGUGUUUUGGAGAUAAUUGGAAAUGAGGAAAGGUACGCUAAAUGUGCUAAGAAAAAAAAGAUUUAAAAGAAUAUGAAAUAUAAAAUGUGUGUGAUUCAGACAGAAGGGCCGAAUUAUCAAAGUGUGAGCGGACAUCGAUAAAUGCAGACAGCAUACGCUAUUGGCAUUUAUCAUUGCACAAGCAUUCCUUGUGAAAUGCUUGUCCAAUGUCGCCCCCUGUACAUUCGCAGCCAAUCGGCCGCUAGCAGGGGGUUUCAAUCAACCCGAUCGGGCUGAUUGCUGUCCGCCGCCUUAGAGGUGCAUUCGGGAGUUGAUAAAUUGGCCCCAGAGCAUACUAUUUAAAAAAAAAAAGUUUCCAAUUUACUUCUAUUAUCAAAUUUGCUUUGCUCCCAUAUUACUCUCCAUGAAGAACAAAGACAAUUUGAUAAUAGAUUAAAUUAAAAAGUUGCUUAAAAUUGUAUGUUCUGACUCAAUCAUGAAAGAAAGAUUUUAGGUUUCAUAUCCCUUAAAGAAUGUGGGUUAUUAGGGUAAAAUGAGUUAUGGAACUAAGAGGGCCGCCACAUUAGAAACUAGAAUCACCGGAAUAUUGCUCUUCACAACAGAGCAAUGUUCUACUAUCAAAUAAGAGAUACUUAGAUAGGUGACGAGCACUUCAUUCCACAAAAUAGUGCUGCCAUCUACUGCUCUUGCAAAUAACAUUCCUGCAAAGCUGCCUUCAUAUAGUGCUUGAGACACAUGGACCCUCCUGAGCUCAAGUUCCUGCUUUUCAACAAAAGAUACCAAGAGAAUUAAAACAAUUUGAUAAUAGGAGUAAAUUAUAAAGUUGUUUAAAAUUGCAUGCUCUAUCUGAAUCAUGAAAGAAAAAAAAUGUAGGUUUUAUGUCCAUUUAAAGGGACACUCAAUCAAAAUUAAACUUUCAUGAUUCAAAUAGAGCAUGACAUUUUAAACAACUUUCCAAUUUACUUCCAUUAACAAAAUGUGCACAGUCUUUUUAUAUUUAAACUUUUUAAAUCAUUAACUCCUACUGAGCAUGUGCAAGAAUAAGUGUGUAUGCAUUUGUGAAUGGCUGAUGGCUGUCACAUGGUACGUGUAUGCAUUUGUGAUUGGCUAAUUGCUGUCACAUGGUACAGGGGGAGUGGAAAAAGACAUAACUUUUAAAAUUGUCAGAAAAAAAAUCUACUACUCAUUUGAAGUUCAGACUAAGUGCUAUUGCAUUGUCUUGUUAUCUGGCAAUUGUUGAUUAUGCAAAUCUACUGCGUUGACUGGUCCUUUAAGAAUGUGGGUUAUAAGAGUAAAAUGAGUUAUGGAACUAAAAGGACCGCCUUAUUAGAAACCAGCAUCUGCUCUUCACAUCUGUAAAGUUGCUAUUUCCAACACUUGAAAAUGUUGAAGAGUGGCAUGAGCAAGUCAUCAUAAAUUUAAAAAGUAAACAUACACAUGGUGAAUAGCAUAUGAUAUGAAUGCUUUUUUAUAUAAAAUUAAUAAGAGAUCUUAACCAGCCCUGAAAUGCAAAUGGGGUCUCUUGUCUUAUUUCUGGAGUAUUGCAGGAUAAAUGUAAUUGUCAAAGAGAUUAACAUUCACCUUUGAUCUUUUUUGACCCCCAGAAAAAAAAUAUUUAAAUCUAAUGUGUGCAGUGAAAAAUACCAAAAAAAAAGCAAUUGUGAAGAUAUUUUUUAGAUCAUGGAAUGAGAAUGUGUUUUUAAAUGUACAAAUGAGAUUUUUUUUUUAGCGAAGGGACACAAAGAAAGACUCUAUGAGAUAUUAUUCUUCCCCACAGAUUUAAAGAAAUCCUACACAGGUUCAGUAAAAAAUAGAGAGGAGCUUCUAAUAGUGGCAAGACUUUUUUUUCUUCUUUUCAUAAACAAGUGUUGUGCAAUGGCUAUAAUUUCUAGACAAAGCUUGAUCAUACUGUCUGAGAUCUGAAAUAUUUACUAGACUCUGAAAAUCUACAUAAACAAAUUAAUAUACAUAGGUAAAAGUUUAUUAAAUCUGUAUUCUGAAUACAUUUUGGAAACCUUUUUGCUUUUUUUUGGCAGCUUCCUUAGAUUGUCUACCCUUGCACAAAUGCUGUUCACAUACAUUAUGUCUGAGUAUGAUAUCUGGGAAAUUCAGAUUCCACCACUGUUAAAUAAGACACAUACUUCUAGUUUUUAGUCCAGGGGUGCCCAGCCUUUUCAUAUGAGGAGCCACAUUCAACUUAUUUUAUACUUGUAGGGCCAGGGUGCAAGUGUAAAAACUUUUAUGAAUAAAUCAAACAAAUAUUCUACUUAAAGUGUCAUUAUAAUGAAAAAAAUACAUGCUCUCAUUUGUUAGACUCAAAUGGGGUAUAUUUACCAAUGUGCGAGGGGACAUGAUACAAAGUAGCGUAUCAUGUCCGCUGCACAUCGUGGCACAUCUAUAAAUGCAGACAGCAUAUGCUGUCUGCAUUUAUCAUUGCACCAGCAGUUCUUGUGAACUGCUGGUGCAAUGCCACCCCCUGCACAUUCGCGGCCGGCUAGCAGAGAGUGUCAAUCAACCCGAUUGUAUUCGAUCGGGUAGAUUUCUGCUCGCCGCCUCAGAGCAGGCGGACAUGUUAUGGAGCAGCGGUCUUUAGACCGCUGCUUCAUAAGUUCUGUUUCCGGUGAGCCUUACAGAGCUUGAUAAAUAUGCCCCUAUGUGUUUAAUCCAGAGUUAAACACAUAAAGUACCACUCUGAAGCACUAGAGAACUGCUGGUUCCCAACAAAAACUGCCACUGAUCCAAUCAGCAGUGCUAGACCCCCUAUUGGCCGUCUGACUACCACUGCUGAUUGGAUCAGUGGAAGUUUUCAGCGUCGGACUAUCAGUUUUCUACAGAUCCCGAAUGGUACUUUACCUAUGCAUUUCACCCCUUUGUGGGGGUUAAACACAUAGAUUUGAGAGAUUAACGUUUGAGAGCAUGUCAUUUUUUUUUCUAUAAUGGCCCUUUAAUAAACUAAUUAUGAGUGCUGCAAAUCUAUUUAUACCCUCAGGUCCAUAAAUAUAUGCACGAGAUUCAAGAAGAGGGUACAGGGAUUUAUUUUGUGUUUUGUAAAUGGAACAGGUUACGGAAUUGGAGUCUAAACAGAAAGCAAUGUGGCCCCUAGCCAUUAGGUUGGGUAACCCUAUUUUAGUCAUAGUCAACAUAAAUCUGUAGUUCGCAGACAAAAAAUCAGAGGUCAGUAUCAUGGAGAGUGUUUAUUAAUGUAUAUAUAAUGAAUGUGUUAAAAAGAGCCCUCUGAUUGGCUACUUUGUAUAUAUUAUUGUGUAUAUUUAUAUCAUUUUUUACAUUGGUGUUUUGUAUAGGUUUGCAUUAGCAUUAGUAUGGCAUACAUAAUGCAUGGUAAUGCAGCACACAUGUCCCUAUGUAUAUUUAUGCUGUUAAAUUUGCUUAAUUGCAUACUGUUUGGUCAGCUAGGUUUACUCUAUGUAGUAGCAUGCUUUAUAUUUUGGAAUUUAUGUGUUUAAUCAACUCCAAAAUUAUGUUAACAUUUCAUCUGUGAAAAUUAAAAAAUCUGGCUUCUUUCUUGGA